AUGUCUAAGAACAUUUUAGAUGAGAUAUUAUCAGAUUCAGAUAUUUCUAAAGAUGAAGAUGAAGGGUCAAUGGCUAGCUUGAAUGCAGAUGCAUUUCGAUUAGAUGGGAAACAACCUACCGAUGGUAAUGGCAAUAUGGAAUUGUUUGUAAGGGAUGAGGAUAGCAGUCCGUUGGGCAAGGAAACUGCUAAUUCCAAUCAAGUUUACCGUAGUAUCAGUGAAGAUGGAUCGGAUGAAGUGAGUGAUAUUAAAACACCCCCAAGAGAGCGGAAACGGGUUAGAUUUAACGCAGGUCAAGACGCAGAGACUGAUAAAGAUGACGAUGAGCUAAAUCCAUGGGACUUGAAAAGAGCUGUGCGAAAACAGUUUAAGGAGAAGCUUCCAGAAAAUUACGAGAUCAAAACCUGGAAACGACCCCCCAAGCAUCUAAUAAGAUCUCUUUUAGAGAUUAUGGAAGGUAAUGUAGAAAGAGCGGCGGAGGACGUUAUGAACAAGUAUAGCGAUGAGUGUAUACAUACCCUAGGCCCUGAAGAGUUUGAAAAGUUCCAAGAGGACAAGAAACAGGUCCUAUUCAAUAUGAUUGGGAAGCUAAGAAGCCGUUUGAAACGAACAAAGUUUCCAUCCCGAAUUUCUGAUCAUGCACUUGACAUAGAAUACAUAUAUACCAAGCGGAAUUUCAUUCAGCAACGUUAUGAGACAGAAUUAGAUAAUACGGAAAAAGUGGAAUUACAGCUGGUUGAAGAGCAACAAGUCUUGGCUACAAUAAAGAAUCAAGCCUCUCAAGCAACAGCCAAGCAGUUACUAGAACAGUUGACCGCAGAUCUUCACCCCUCUUUAAAUAAGGCGAUAUCUAACGCAUAUGGACUUAUUAAAGAUCAAGAAAAUACACGAGAAACCUACCUAAGGGAUGUUGAUAACCUUAACUUAAAGCCUAGCAUCAGCGAUGCUUAG
Eremothecium cymbalariae DBVPG#7215 is the source of this 951-nucleotide messenger RNA. It is a transcript of the gene OKP1, whose product is annotated as Okp1p. Lineage: Eukaryota; Fungi; Ascomycota; Saccharomycetes; Saccharomycetales; Saccharomycetaceae. The transcript has a single exon. The record is from RefSeq and is a predicted model, not a curated record. Bases 1 to 951 code for a protein of 316 amino acids.